This is a messenger RNA of Cylas formicarius (sweet potato weevil), 5632 nucleotides long. RefSeq names its product palmitoyltransferase ZDHHC2-like. Gene Ontology annotation, molecular function: protein-cysteine S-palmitoyltransferase activity. The transcript has 2 exons. NCBI's taxonomy places the organism in Eukaryota, Metazoa, Arthropoda, Insecta, Coleoptera, Brentidae. Bases 3459 to 4295 code for a protein of 278 amino acids. The record is from RefSeq and is a predicted model, not a curated record. Gene Ontology annotation, biological process: peptidyl-L-cysteine S-palmitoylation; protein targeting to membrane. Gene Ontology annotation, cellular component: endoplasmic reticulum; Golgi apparatus.
AUUGUUUAUGAUAUUGCUGCAACUAACUGCAAUCAACUUUAUUUCAUCCACAUUGCAAAGUUCAUUCGAUCGCCCAGUGGAUGAGAUGAUUGGGUUUCCCUUUAUAACUUCUAUGGUUACAGGUUGAUGUCAUAACCAAUUAUAAAAUACAACUAGGAUAUUGAAAUUUUGCAUGUUUCACAGAGCAUUUUCUCUUAUCGUUAUAUCCAGUUAUAAAAAUCCUCUACCCACUGAUCGGGUGUCACUUCAAAACGUCAGCUUCAUUAAACACUGUCCCGAGCUACUUCGAGCGUAUCGGGAGGGAUCGGAUAUUUUCGGUAAAUUUAAAACACUGUUCCGCGCAUUGACUAGUCAAGCGAUUUAGACGUAGUUGAUGAAAUUUCUCGAUGGUACAGCAUAGAGUAUGCAGACAAGUAAUUUACAUAAAAUUAAACGCGAUUAGUUUGUUGGUAAGAGGAAGAGGAACAAAGCAAUCUCUUGUCAUAAUUAAUUUAUCGCUAAUGGACGCGUCUCCUACAUCUAUCGGCGUAUGAAAAUGUGACACCGCACCUAAAGAGUAUUUGUUCGGAAUAUAAUUAGUGCAAUAUAUGCGCAUGCAUUUAGUGCACGUGAAUAAGUGUGACUAAAAAGUUAAAUUAUGGUAAUUUGAAAGCCUAGUAUACAUGUAGAGUGAUUCGCGGUAGAUGACACGUUAUACGCUUAUGAAAAACGAGACAUAUGAUAAAAGAGUUUUAAUCGACGAGACGUCGUUCAAUCACUUUAUAAUCAUUUUUGGAAGUUUUCGAGAAAUUAAUUAUUUUCAUUAUUUUUUGUUAAACGACUGCCACAUGUUCUGCAUAGGGAUAUUUGUGGGUUUACCGUUUUAGAACAAAACUGCGAAAAUUUAACUAUUCUCGUGCGUUGUUACACCUUGGUGGUUUAUUAAUGACAGGAUGCUUAUGGAAUUGAUAUUUGUCGAACAAAUGCGUAAAAUUUUGCUUAUGCAAUUGGGAACUUGACAACAUUUUAAUUUGAAAAAUAUUGUUUAUAAAACUAAGUUUAUACUAUUAAAAGAACCACAGUUCACAAAAAAAAUAAUUUUGUAGUUCCAUGUAACAAAUAUAGGCAAUUAAAAAUUGUAAAAUUUAAAUCCACUUUGAAACGCGCUGUGAUUGGCCGGUUGUAACGUCAAUUCGCCGUUGACCGACUACACGCUAGCCGGACGGUAGCAUAGAGAAGCCAUUAGAGAACCACGACGCGUUCGUCUUCGUCGUUUUAAUUUCAGUUUUUGUUUUGAUCCUGUCUCUUGCUUUUGUUAUUUUGUGUUUAGUAUCAAAAAGAAAGUUUUGAAAAUGACCGAAACUGAUUUUUAAAAGAUCAAUUUGGUAAUUUACCUUUAGUGGAUAUGUUUAUGGUGACAUCUUACAUACAAAGUAUCGAAAGUUUUUUGUUUUGCUAAGGUUCGCGGUGGUAAAACUAAAAGGUCUGUCUGAAAAUUUAGCCACUAGUUUCAAACCAAUAUAAUAUUGUAAUCAACUUUUUUGUUUUGCUUCCAUUAUUAUCACGUAAAUCACACUAAGCACGCCAUAAUUGCAACUUAAAUAUUGGGUUUUGACUUUUGAUAUUUGGUAUGCGUUAUUUCUAUUCAUAAACAAAUGUAUUAAAUAAAUAAAAAAAAGUUCAAGUUCCCCAUUAAAAGUCUCGUAGUUUCCAGUCGAAAUAAUUGCCCAAAGCAAUGAUGUAGAAAUAAACUAAUUUCAUUUUAAAAUUAUCAAAAGUUUUUUAUAAAUUUCGCAAUACAUUACACCUAUUUAAAAAAUGUGUUAAUGUUUGACAUAGCUUUCUCAUUCAACGAAAAAAAACAUGAAUAAUAAUUUAUACUUAAACGUGAACAAUAUGUGCAGUAGAUGUAUCACAUAUACCAUGCAUUUAUCAAAAUUAACCUAUUGGUUGUUGAUGAACUUUGUCUUCAGGUUAUAAAUUUGCCGUUGCCAUAUAAUGUUAACUUCCUUGGAAUCUGCUAGAAGCAAUGAUAUUUGACGAUGCUAAGUGAAAGUCGGGAGAUUACCAUUAAUUAGGAAUGCUUGAGGUGUUUCAACGAGUAGAUAUGAUUUUUAAUGAAUAUGAAGAUCAUGAAAAAUAACAACAAUGUGAUGGAAUGGUGGUCCAAAUUAUGAAUUUAUGAAAAAUUUUCGGGAGUUUUGAAAUUUUGUAAUUCCAAGUUCAAUUGCCAUUUUACCGUUUCAUUUAAUUUUUCUUAAUUAAAUCUGGCUUUUUCCUGCAUUUAUUUUAUUUAUGUAUUAAUAUUUUAUCCUGUAUAAAUGUUAGAUUGUUAUUAGAUAAUAUAGUCGAUAUAAGUAGGUAAAAGUAGUAGCUAUAUAGUUAUACUAUACUCAUUUUUUAUGUUUAAUCUUUUCUAAUAUGCAUAAUGCAAUUUUUUACGAAUAUCUGUGUUAAAAUCCCAAAAUCUGUGGAAAUCAAUAGCAUGUCAUAAUAAAGAAUUAUGCAACACAGACCGCAAAUAAUAAACGAUAGCGAAAUAAUAUGCGAAUAAUUUCAAUAAACAUAUCAAAAUCAACCGCAAAGGAAUGUUGUGCGUUUAUUUAUAUAUUGCGUGUCACAACCCGUUCGUGGUUAGGAAGUACAUAAUAUUUAAAAAUAUUACUUAUGAAGAUAGUAUUGUAUAUGUAUGUUUGUUUCCCAAACACUAUUCUUAUGUCGGAAUCAUAUUAAUCUUUUAACCUUUUUUUUCUUUCAAUAUCUCCAUUAUAUUUUAGGCAUUUUCCCAAAUCUUUAUUAGAAAAACUGAAUAUUUUGUUAUUAUUUUAAACAUUUGUCUUAUUUGAGGUUUGCUCAAAGUAUUUCUUAAAAAUACCUUUCUAAGGUAUUAAUAUAGAAGCAAUGAAAUAAUAUUCCUGGGCGGAGUCAAUACAGUAUGAUAUCAAUGUCGAUUAUUACAGGUUAUUUUUGGUUAAAAAUAGACCUAAGCCAAUAAUUUUUAUUGAAAAAUUUAUAAAUUUCAGUAAUGCGCCUUUUUUAUAUUCUAGAAUAAGCGAAGUGACUGGUGUAAUAGUAUAUUGUGCAACAAGUUUUGAAAAAGAAGAAGACGUUUCAAUAUUGUUAUAUAACAAAAAUGAAUUGAUUGCGUUUUUAGAUAUUUUUCAUAGCAAUCGUCUGGAAGAGUAAUGCAACAGGUUUGAUAAAUGCCAUUUUAGCAACGAAUCUAAACAACUGAUUGAAGAAGAGAAGAAGAUCCACUUUUCCUUUUCUAUGAACAUCAGCUCCUGCAACGUGUGACGUGAUUGUUUGCUAUACAUAUAUAAGCAGUCGAAAAAAGUAAUUUUAUGGGUGUCAAAUAAAGGAAAACAUGGUGGAUGUUUCUAUUGUAUAAUUGUUUUGUACGUCAAUUAAACUCACGGUCGCAUCUGGAUCUGUAAACAACUUUUCCAAAAUUCUGACAUUUUCGGAUCACACGUCAAAUGUUUCUGGCACCUGUAUUUGUUUUACUACUGUUCGUCGUAUCGUAUUACAUUUAUUCGGUACACUUUUGUCUAUGGACUUUGAAAAGUUUUCACAGCAAAACUAUUUGCGGCAUUUUACUUAACAUUUGCGGUGCGAUGUUGCUGUGGUCAUUUUUUGCAACGACCUACUCCAAGGUGGGAAAGGUACCAGUGGAAUAUAAGCUUUCCAGGAGCGAACACAGGGCAUUGUUGGAUACAAGAACAGAGGAGACAAAAGAUGAACUCUUGGAACGUUUCUGCGAAGAAAGAAAUUUGUUGAUUCAUACGUGUACAGCAACGGGAAGUAUACGCUACUGUGUGACCUGUAUGCACAUAAAACCCGACAGGACUCACCACUGUUCGGCCUGUAACGAGUGUGUUUUAAAAAUGGAUCAUCAUUGCCCGUGGAUCAACAACUGCGUUGGAUUUCACAAUUACAAGAGCUUCGUGUUGCUCCUUUUAUACACCAGCGUGUACUGCAUUUUUUACGUCAGCACUACGUUCCAACCUGUUUUGGAAUACGUCGAAAAUGCUGACAACACCACUUUUAUACCUGUCGCCGUGGGAUUUGGUUUCGCCCUAAUUUUAGCGAUCGUCACUGUAGUUUUUCUCUGUUACCAUAUAAUUUUAUUAUUCAGAAACGAAACUACACUAGAAAAUUUGCGACCGCCCCAAUUUUUCGAAGAAAAUCUAACGUUUGAUCUUUCGCCUUAUCAAAAUUUUGUGGAAGUUUUCGGAGAGAAACGGCGCUUGUGGGCAUUACCUGUGUUUUCGUCCAUAGGAUGUGGCCAUAUAUUUCUCUUGGAAAGACGAUGACGCAAAACUGACCAACUAAAACGAAAUAACUUCUAAGGCGAAAUAUACAUUUAUAUUUUCCAUCUAUUCGUAGAUUUCAAUCUAGACUUUGAAUGUUUGCUGAAUAUGUCAAAUUCGUGAGGUACCUAAUAUAAGGUAUCACCAAAUCGUGACACUAAUCACUAGAUUAUUUCUGUUCUUGCACAUCAGAUUAGAUGGGAUAUGAUUCUUAAUUUCACAAUCUUGGCGUAAUCUAUUUUUUAAGAUCUCUGGACCAUUUUGGACAUUCACUUUUGUUUUUCUCAAAAUACGCUUUCGACGAAUUAGAUUUAAAUUUCGAAUACAUUUGUAGAACAGCUUUGUUUCAAACUGGUUUCAAAUAUUGACUAGUUCUAAAAAUCUCAAGCGGCAAACUUGAUCUGGUUUUAUUAUGCCAAAUAAUGAAUAAUUAUUUAAAAGUCGUUUUAAAUUUUGCGGAUUGAGGUUACUUACUUCUGUGGGACCGUUUUAUACGAUUUUGAACAAAGCUUUAAAAAAAAAUAAAAGUAAUUUUUAAAUAUUUUCUUAUUUCGUUACUUUUACUUGUAUGGCGAUAUAGGUGUUCUAUUUGUAUGUGCCAAAUGAUAUUUUGAAUGGUGUAUGCGCUAGAAUUACAAAUUUUUAAGCAGUCGGCAAUGGAAAAUAAUAUAAGUCGGAAGGCAGGAAAAAUGCCUAUUUGUCUAGAAAGUUCUCUCAAUACCUGGGAGAUCUAUUGGUGAAUGCAUAGUUGUGACACACUAUAUAAAAGAGAUCCCAACAAUUUGCUACAGACAAAUUGAUCUGCCAAACCAUUGACGCAGUCAAUAUACAACUAUUUUUCUACGAUUUUUAAGUGACUGUAGAUCAAGUAAUGAUAAUUUUAGAAUUAAUUUUACAUCCGCAUUCACCUCACAACUGAAGAAUAAAAAUGUAUCUACUCGACAUUUCUAAUAAAUUUCUCUGGCUAGGCACACAAAGAACUCCGAAGUGUUUGAUUUGGAUAUCAACGGAUUUUUACAAAUAUGAGACUUAGAAGAAAUUAAAACGGGCUUUUCUUUUUAAAGAUUUAGAGCGGCCUAGUACGGAUUUAAUUUAGAAUUCGGCCAAACCAAACUUGCUGUUAUUUCGCCAAUCAUCCUGUUGGCUUCUUAAGACCUUAACUCAAAUUGUUCAGCCAACAGGGGUAAAUAGCAACUUCCAUCUAUCACCAACGGAAGCAAGAGGAAUCCAAAAGAUUUCUAAAUAGUACACAAAAAUACUCACACGUGGGCACUGGCGGGCAUGGCGGAUCGGCACAUGCGAGGUCUUCCAAAUGACAUUCUAACGCAUUCGGACAUUUA